Molecule: messenger RNA, 3418 nt
Organism: Drosophila eugracilis
Lineage: Eukaryota; Metazoa; Arthropoda; Insecta; Diptera; Drosophilidae
Product: regulation of nuclear pre-mRNA domain-containing protein 2
Exons: 8
Coding region: 322-2739 (805 amino acids)
Biological process (GO): mRNA 3'-end processing
Cellular component (GO): RNA polymerase II, holoenzyme
Molecular function (GO): RNA polymerase II complex binding
Source: RefSeq, a predicted model, not a curated record
AUCGGUCUUUGUUCCACCUCUAGGCAAAGUGGGCUCGAUUUUUCUGUUUUUUAACCGAAAUUCUUAUUUUAAUGUAACAAACAAUCGGUAAUUAGGUAGAAAACCAUUGGAAAAAUGUGCAGGUCCAUAUAUUGAAUUUAAAAAUGUCGACAAUCCUAUAAAAAAUCGAGCGGGAAAAGCCUAGUUAGUGAAAAUUUAGUGAGUGCGCGUGUGGGGAGAAGAAGAAAAGUGGAAAUACAACGCUGAAAAGUAUCAGCGGCAAAAACGUUGUAAACAAUUGUAAUGCGCUGAGGAUAUAGCCGCCAAAUAGGAUCAAUCAAAAUGACGGAAACCUUUGACGAGGAGCUGUUCGAAACGCGACUGGAGGCGCUAAAGGACACCCAGGAGGGAAUCCGGCAAAUGUCUAACUGGUGCCUACAACACCGAGUAAACCACAAGAAGAUCAUCCAGUGCUGGCUAAAUGUUUUUAAAAGGGUUCGCGUUGACCAUCGACUGGUCCUCUUCUAUCUGGCCAACGAUGUCAUCCAGUACAGCAAGCGCAAGCGCUACGAAUUCGUCGAAUGCUGGGCUACAGCCCUGCAACGGGCCACCACCAUGGUGCGCGACGAGCGCGUCAAAGACAAAAUCCUGCGAAUCUUCAAGAUCUGGGAGCAGCGAGAGAUCUACAACGAGGAGUACCUAAGUGACUUGAGCGGCUUGUUAAACAUAGCGCCGCCCAAAAAGUCUCAGGUUGAUGUAAGUGACGAAUUUCAAAGCGCCACAUUGAUUGCCCAGGUGAGAGAGUGUGUUGAAUUGGCGGAGACCACGGACAAAAGCAUGCAGAAGUUGCCCAAACCGCCAAAUUUCGAGAUCGAGGUCAUCAAGCAGCAACUGAAGGACAAAAGCCACUCCGGGGACAUCGAAAAGGAGGUGGAGCGGUGUGUAGCAUUUAUCAAUGCCUACAAUAAGAACCUGCAGAACGAGAUUAAGAGUCGAAAGGCCGUAGUAGCCAGUAUUGAACAGGCCAAAAAGUUUUACGAGCAUCAGAGCAAGGAAGUCAAGGUGGUUGCCAGUGCCUAUAAAAGUUUUGGAACGCGCAUAAAAAUAGUGAAAAGAAAGUUGGACGACACAAUACCCAACCUGGCCAGUCCAAUACCCUCGCCGGACGCAAAUGCUCCCUCACCGGAACGCGAUGCAGAUCUCCAGCUCCCUGAAGAGAACAAUUUGCCACUGAACCUUUUUGGAAGUAGUUUGAAUGGCUUUACAAGUUAUCUGGAUGGUGGCAAACUACCCUUUGAUAUCAACGACUUCAAGCGGGACUCGAAGGAUCGGGGAAGUGCCAUCGAGGUGAUCGGAUCGCGGUCGGAUGACGAAGCCUAUGUGCCGAGUGCCAAUUUCUACAAGUCUGAGCCGAUUUCCAGUUCUGACAGCAGCAUACCUGGGCUUGGUGGUUCCGCUGAAUAUGUUCCCAAUCCGCCCUUGUUUGGUUCUAGCAACCAAGAGCAAUAUGUCCCGCCACCAUCUUCGCAUCUUUAUGGUGGCAAUGGAAACGGUGGAGGCAGUGGGAUUCAGGAAAAUCAGUACACGCCUGCGCCAAUGCCUCCACCACCCUUGCCACCGUCUCUAGGAACUGCCAGCGGUUCUGCAGAUGACUUCAACAGCACUUGGAAUAUGAGCAUGUCCUGGACACCGUUGGACACUAGCUUAAAUAGUAGUGGAGCGAGCUCCUCCUCAUAUGCUAAUCAAUCAACUCCCCACUCGCCACCGCAUUUUGACAGAAAGGGAAGCUCCACGUCCGCCAUUGAAUACAACGAGCACCUGCAUAACAAUCCCGCAACGCUGGGCUCCGAGGAUGUUGACCAUCGCACUCUGCAGCUCCCGCCGGCCUUCGAUUUUGGUGCAAAGCUUGGUUUGAGCAAGGACAAGUCUAGACAGUUGGUGGACAUUGAUCACAGAAAUUUAAUAUCGCUCACAGGUUCCCCAGGCGGAGCGGAAAAGUCUUCUUUCCAGGACUUUUCUGGCGGCGAUGUUGACUACCGAAUUGUCCCAAAUCCAAAUGACGAUGGCAUCAUGGCUCCUCCUGGAAAUACCUAUGCCAAAAGCAAGACCAGUUCACCGCUUAAAUCCAAUGCCAGCUCCUCAUCUGAAUCAGAUCGCUUGGAUGGUGCUGCCCGCUACGAUCCCGCUGAUAUGGUAAUUGACAUGGACAUGUCGGAUGAUGAUAUUGACGAAUCGCAGAGAGAACACAAAGAUGAUAAUGGAGAAGUCGAUGCCGAUGCCAAUGGCGCUAUGACACCUUCGCGUCCUGUUUUGUUGGAAACUCCGUCUGAGUUUAUUAAUACUUGGGAGACGAACAAUGCCUUUAUGGGUCAACCCGAAGAAGAGGACCAGCAACAUGAACAGCAGCCACAUCAACAAGAUCUACAGCAACAUCAUCAGCCCUGGAACCAAAUGAACCCCAUGCAAAUGGGAGGUGGUGGAGCACCGCCACCACCACCGCGACCUCCCUAUGGACCCCCGUUUCCGCCCUUUCAACGAUUCCCAGGUCCACCGAUGAAUGGUCCCGACGGAAUGCAACGCGGGCGAGGCAGAGGACGAGGCUGGAAUGGACCUGGUCCUGGACCAUUUAGACCGCCGUAUCAACGGCCAGGAUUCGAUGGUCCUGGACCCGGACCACGACCAUUUUUUCCAAGAGGAGGAGGACCCGGCGGUCCGAUGCGUGGACGCGGGCGGAUGCGUGGUAAAGCUUGGAUGAUGUAAUUACGUAUUUUAAAGAUCUCCAAAUGAGAGAAUCCUUAGUUUUAGACUUCACCUAUCUCACUUUGAUUUAAUUUAACAAAAAAGUGUAUUGUAUAGAACAGAUAACACAUUAACGCGAAACAUUUGUCUUGGUUUCCCUUUGGGCGGUGGGCAGACGACGUUGGCUGAAAAAUUGUGCAUUGCUCUGUAUGAUUUUUUUUCUGGUAAUAAGCAAUUUCAGUGUAAAAUAAUUAAAACGAAAACAAGUUGACCAACUAAAAAUAUAAAUAACAAAACGCAACUUGCAGUGAAAUUUAAUUAAGUAACCAUUCGUUGAGUUAUUUUCUUUUGUAAAAUAUUAAAUGAUGGAAAUAUAUGAUAACACUCACAGUGCUUUAAUUUUCCAACGUCUGAAGCCUUCAUCCAGGGGGUGAUUCUACACUUCUACACUUGCAAAGACUUUCAAUUUACGCUUUCAUCGUAACUUAUGUUAAUAUGUUAACUUAGGUUAUAAAUUCUCCAAUAAUUAGUUAAUGCGCCUUCGCUUAUAGUUCGUAGUGCUAAACAUAGAUAUUAAUGACUGUAAAUAGUUAUAAAAAUAGUCCAACAAUUAAUUGUUAACGAGAUUCAAAAAGUUUUAUGCUCUUCACCAACUGUCAAUGAUAAUUAUCUUCUACAAAUAUAUAAAUUCUUAAAUUUA